Messenger RNA from Eurytemora carolleeae, 1892 nucleotides. RefSeq lists its product as uncharacterized. The record is from RefSeq and is a predicted model, not a curated record. The transcript is spliced from 7 exons. NCBI's taxonomy places the organism in Eukaryota, Metazoa, Arthropoda, Copepoda, Calanoida, Temoridae. Bases 328 to 1011 code for a protein of 227 amino acids.
UAGUCCGUAUUACGUCACGAAAUGACAGUGCAGUAUCGUUCUUACAUGGUACAGACGGAAAUCAAGUGACCAGUAUACUGCACUGCCAUUAACUGAAGUGUCGUUCACAACCUGAGAUUUUAAGGUUUUAUCCUAUACCCCCUUUCAUUUUUCCUUUACAGUCCCUUUAAACUUGAUUAACGACAAUUAGCCUCCACAGUAUCAGUCAAAGGUUUCAAAGGUACAGCUAGUGAAACGGACAUUGAUAUCUUUGCAUGGAGGAUCAUGAAAUUACGCUUUCAGUCCCCUAAAUAUAUUUCAGGAUAGAAAAAGUUACGACAGGUCUAUAUGGAUCUUCUCUUUGACAGACUUCUGACUGAUCUCAGCCGAUCUUUGUACACACUUUUUCUCUAUUCAUUAGUUAUCUCGAUUCUGAAGCUGAAAUUUUUUCCAACUCAACACUUUGAUAAAUAUAUUUAUCCAACACUAGUCCUUCCUACCUUCCUUGUUCUAGGAGUCAGCUUGUGCCGGACCUUUGUAGUUGUAGACACAACUAGAUCAACCAGACUUCAUCUUUUCAUUUCCAGCAUACUCCUCAUCAUCAUCAAUAUCAUUCCUCUCUUCAUCUUCAUUAUCUUCUUCAUUAGAGUUGGCAGAAGAAUAACAGAACAGUUUAUUGCCGCCUCUAGUCGUCGGUUAGCAAUCCUUGCUAUUUUACAUAUCAUUUUCAGUUUCCUGUACAAUGUUGUUUAUUCCUUUGUACUCUGUUCCUCGUGGGAUUGUCAUAAUGUAAACAAUACAGAACUUUCACCUCUUUAUCAGGAUGUUCGGGUUACAGUGAAACCAAUAUGGGGAACCACAACUACAAGCCAGCCUGAGGAAACCCCGUCCCCUCCCCCCUCCCUCAUCCCUAUCAUCAUAGCAGCAGAACUUUUCUCUCAAAUUCUUCUCUCCAGUCUUCCACUUGUUUAUCUUUUCUCCAUUUUUAGAAUUCUCAGAGAAGAGAAUCCGAACUCGAUAGAGACGGAUUAAUUAGAAGAGUUUAAGAACGAUUUAAACCAAAGAAAACGAUGUUAGGUACUUUCGAAAAGGGAUUUCCCAAGCAGCAACUUCCCAAGGGUAUUUCCCCAAGCGUUAACUUCCCAAAUGUGCUAUUUCCCAAAUGGAAGCUUUUAAAGUCUGUCCUAACAGCAGCGCUUGGACCCCUAUCCUGUUCUAGCCAUAGCGCUCGGCCUCGACCCCCAUUGCAGCCUGCGGCGACUCGAGAAGACCUAACAUAACCUUUUCGAUGUUGCCGCUUAUGAUAUUUCAUAUUUGGGAAGUUGCCACUAGAGAAAUUGUUCUUUGGGAAGUCGCCCUUAGAAAAAUUCCGUUAGGAAAUUCCCUAAUACCAAAAACGUAGCUGUUAGUUUUACAUUAUGUUGAAAAUUUAUUACGGUCAGGAUUGUAUUGACUUAGAAAGAUCAAUUAAAUUUUGAAUUUUGAAUUUUACGCCAAAACCAUGAUCCGCUAGAGGGUGGGGAAGGGGGGGUGGAAGGUAGAAAAUGUGUAAGCAAGAUUUCGAUUUUUAAUCUUUUUUUGGAGGGAAAUUUUUUUGAAUCUAUUCGAUUAGAUUAAAAAUCACACUAAAGGGCUAAAAGAUGCCUGGUCUUUCUUUUAUUUUUUCAAAAGGGGGGAUAAAGCCUAAAGUUUUCCCAAGGGAGGGACGUCCCCCCAUUACCCUCCCCCAUAAGCUCCUCUGUAUGCCACCGAAAACUGUCUUCAAAACAAUAUGAAAGUGUAAUUAUUAAGAUAUCAAACAUGUUUUUUAACAUAAAGGUGUUUCAUAGUGCACCAAAAUAAGAUCUGAUCGUAUUAAUCCAUGGAUUAUAUUAUUUUUGUUUCAGGAAAUAAAUUUUUUCUCAAAUACACAA